This is a messenger RNA of Rosa rugosa (rugosa rose), 3686 nucleotides long. Its product is annotated as probable UDP-N-acetylglucosamine--peptide N-acetylglucosaminyltransferase SPINDLY. The record is from RefSeq and is a predicted model, not a curated record. NCBI's taxonomy places the organism in Eukaryota, Viridiplantae, Streptophyta, Magnoliopsida, Rosales, Rosaceae. Bases 383 to 3133 code for a protein of 916 amino acids. Gene Ontology annotation, molecular function: protein binding. The transcript is spliced from 18 exons.
AAGUUGACACUCUCAAAACAACGUACUAAUAAGUAUAUAACGUCUAAGACUCUCGGACGUGGUCCUUAGGCUACCGACAACGACAACGACAACGACAACGACCCGUACUUCCCACGCCGCGAGUCGCCGAGUUUGCGCGGUCUUGAAGCGCAGUGGUAUAUAAGCAACCCUGGGUUGGGUCCGAUUUCUCCCCCUCCCUCAUGUUUUUCAUUUCCCAAACGCCGUGCUUUGAUUAACGGACUCCCACUCCGACUCUCUGGCCUUCCCAGACACAGAGAGCCCGGACCACCCUUCUUCUUUCUCUCUCUCUUCUCUACACCCUUGAAGGAGCUCAUUGAAAUCCCACUGUUGAAUUUGGUCCACAAGAAAUUGGGAGGCCCAAAUGGCUUGGACGGAUAAAGAUGGUUGUAAUGGGAAAGAAGGGGACCCAGUUGUAGAAAAUGGAUUCUUGAACUGUUCACAGCCUUCUCCUAGUACCAGUGGCUCUCUUCUUGCUGGUGCAACUCCCGAAGGGGGGAAGAGUUUUGAAGUGAAAGAGUCGAUUUCUUAUGCCAACAUUCUUCGUUCAAGGAACAAGUUUUCUGAUGCUCUUAGUCUUUACGAGACUGUGUUGGAGAAAGAUGCCGGAAAUGUGGAAGCUCAUAUUGGGAAAGGAAUAUGCUUGCAAAUGAAGAAUAUGGGAAGGCCUGCUUUUGACAGUUUCAUGGAGGCCAUCAAGUUGGACUCAGAGAAUGCAUGUGCCCUCACGCAUUGUGGUAUUUUGUACAAAGAUGAGGGCCACCUAAGGGAGGCUGCUGAGUCGUAUCAAAAGGCUCUGAAUGCAGACCCUUCAUACAAACCCGCUGCUGAAUGCCUAGCCAUUGUAUUAACAGAUCUUGGAACUAGUUUAAAGCUUGCUGGCAACACUCAAGAUGGAUUGCAGAAGUAUUAUGAAGCUUUGAAGACAGAUCCACACUAUGCUCCUGCUUAUUAUAACCUUGGUGUUGUCUACUCUGAAAUGAUGCAAUUUGACACGGCGCUUACUUGCUAUGAGAAGGCUGCAUUGGAGAGGCCGAUGUAUGCUGAAGCAUAUUGCAACAUGGGCGUUAUUUACAAAAAUCGUGGCGACUUGGAGUCUGCUAUUACUUGUUACGAGAGGUGUCUAGCUGUUUCGCCAAACUUUGAGAUUGCAAAGAAUAAUAUGGCAAUAGCCUUGACAGAUUUAGGAACAAAGGUUAAAUUGGAGGGAGAUAUCGAUCAAGGCAUAGCAUAUUACAAGAAGGCUUUGUAUUAUAACUGGCACUAUGCUGAUGCUAUGUACAAUCUUGGGGUUGCUUAUGGUGAAAUGCUUAAGUUUGACAUGGCAAUUGUGUUCUAUGAACUUGCUUUCCACUUCAAUCCCCAUUGUGCAGAGGCGUGCAAUAAUUUGGGAGUAAUAUACAAAGACAGAGACAACCUUGAUAAAGCAGUGGAGUGUUAUCAGAUGGCUUUGUCAAUCAAACCAAACUUCUCACAGUCAUUGAACAAUCUUGGAGUUGUCUACACUGUUCAGGGUAAGAUGGAUGCUGCUGCAAGCAUGAUUGAGAAAGCUAUAAUUGCAAAUCCCACAUAUGCAGAAGCAUAUAACAACCUAGGUGUUCUUUACAGAGAUGCUGGCAAUAUUUCUAUGGCUAUUGAUGCAUAUGAGCAAUGCCUUAAAAUAGAUCCUGAUUCACGAAAUGCAGGCCAGAACCGAUUGCUUGCAAUGAACUACAUUCAUGAAGGACAAGAUGAUAAACUUUUUGUGGCUCACAGGGACUGGGGUAGACGCUUUAUGAGGCUAUUCUCACAGCACACUUCUUGGGACAAUCUAAAAGAUCCAGAACGACCCUUAGUGAUUGGAUAUGUAUCUCCCGAUUAUUUUACUCACUCUGUAUCAUAUUUUAUAGAAGCUCCUCUUGCCCACCAUGAAUAUGCAAAAUACAAAGUGGUUGUUUAUUCUGCAGUUGUGAAGGCAGAUGCUAAGACUAUCAGGUUUAGGGAGAAAGUCUUGAAAAAGGGUGGGAUCUGGAGAGAUAUUUAUGGGAUUGAUGAAAAAAAAGUCGCAAGCAUUGUUAGGGAAGAUAAGAUUGAUAUCUUGGUGGAACUUACUGGUCAUACUGCUAACAAUAAGUUGGGAACAAUGGCAUGCCGGCCUGCACCUGUUCAGGUUACUUGGAUUGGUUACCCAAACACAACUGGUUUGCCAGCGAUUGAUUAUAGAAUCACAGAUUCACUGGCAGAUUCUCCUGAUUCAAAGCAGAAGCAUGUUGAGGUGCUAGUUCGAUUACCAGAAUGCUUCCUUUGUUAUGCACCUUCCCCUGAGGCAGGGCCUGUUUCCCCUACUCCAGCUCUUUCCAAUGGCUUUAUUACAUUUGGAAGUUUUAAUAAUCUCGCAAAGAUCACACCAAAAGUGCUGCAAGUUUGGGCAAGAAUUCUCUCAGCAAUUCCAAAUUCUCGCCUUGUAGUAAAAUGUAAGCCCUUUAGUUGCGAUAGUGUGAGAGAGAGAUUUCUUUCAACAUUGGAGCAGCUGGGGUUGGAACCACUACGUGUUGAUCUUCUGCCUCUAAUUUUACUCAAUUACGAUCAUAUGCAAGCAUAUUCUCUCAUGGACAUUAGUUUGGAUACUUUUCCUUAUGCUGGAACAACCACAACAUGUGAAUCUUUAUAUAUGGGCGUUCCAUGUGUUACUAUGGCUGGUUCAGUACAUGCACACAAUGUCGGUGUUAGUAUUCUCAGCACAGUGGGAUUGGGAAACCUUAUUGCUAAAAAUGAGGAAGAAUAUGUUCAGUUGGCUGUGCAGUUGGCCUCUGACAUAACAGCACUUUCAAAUCUGAGGAUGAGUCUGCGAGACCUCAUGUCCAGGUCGCCUGUCUGUGAUGGACCAAAGUUUACCCUUGGGCUGGAGUCGGCAUACAGGAACAUGUGGCGCAGGUACUGCAAAGGUGAUGUGCCAUCACAACGGCACAUGGAAAUACUACAACAGGAGGUAACCCCUGAAGAGCCAACUACCAAAAUUGCUGAACUAAUAAGGAUUUCCGAAUCAGGUUUUCCUGCAUCGAUUAAGUCCAAUGGAUUUAAUCCUUGUCCAACACCUAUGCCUAAUCUCUCUUCUAGUGAAGAAAAUGGAGUCUGAUAGCACACUUCUGAGGCAUUUAUAUGAAGAUUUGUUUGAUUUAGCACCAUAUUGCUUUCUUGGUGAUUUGAUAUCCCAAGGAUUUAAUCAUGGCUGCUUCGGUCGAAGGAGUCCAGUGGUUAACUGAUCAUACUGAUUGAGGCGGCCACACUAUUUUUCUUUCCUUAGGAUCACAUUUUUCGGGGAAGAACUGCUGGCAGUAUUCAGGGUCAAUAUAUUUAGUUGCGCUAGAAAGGAGGGACAUAGUUAUGCUAGCUGUGCCAGAUUUUUCCCUGCCCAUAGAGUUGCGGUGACUUGUAAAUUGUAAAAUAUUUUCUGUUUUUUGCAAGAGCGCUUGUUGAUUUUUAAACAGCAUAGUUGAUCAAAUUUCCAGGUAAUUUCCUGGGUUUUGAUUACAAUGUAAUACUGUCAAUGGACUUGUAUGAUUCAGUUUGUUUGAUUGCAGGAGGCAUCGAAUACUGAUUACAAGUCACAGCAUUGUUUACCAGAUUAAAUGUAGUGCUGUUUUUGUUUGCAGAGUAAUAUUAAUUCCCUAUAUCUUUGAAGUUGAUAA